AUGUUAGUAUUCUUUAACUUGAGAAUACUUAAUCGAAAUGAAAUUGAUCCGCUUGAUGCAAAAUCUAUAUUUCACAGUAAGCACAAGGAAGAAAACAAUAUCGAUCCCGAUGACGGGAAUUCAAAGCUAUGCGGUGCUUGCAAUGUGCCUAUCUUCUCGACCCCGUUCAAAGCAACAGAGUCGGGAAGUGGUUACCUGCACGACCAGUGCAGUAAUCUGCCUAUCGAUUCAGAUUGCAGCGAUUUGCACCCUUCCUUGGAACCCCUCGAGAAGCAGCCUAAUCUCGAAAAAAGCAAUUGCUCCCACUGCAAGGCCGUUUGCGGGGACGUCCUGUACCGUUGUCGCGGCCCAGGGUGCGGUUUCCAACUCAACGUGACGUGCGCUUGGACGGUCAAGAUCAUGCACCGGAGCCACGACCACAGGUUGACGGUCUUCCGCUGCUCAGCAGCGGAUGCUUCCUUUGCCUGCUGUGCGUGUGGGACCGGGCAUAGGCCGGGCCUGUUGUGGGUCCCGUCUAUGCCUUUGGUUUACGUGUGCGGCCCAUGUGGUUUCUGGUUGCAUCCGCACUGCGCUGCACUGCCAAAUGUAAUAGAGCAUCAGAGCCACAAGCACCCACUUCUUCUGAACUAUGGGAUCAGAUCGUCCACGUGUCAGUGUGCGAUUUGUGGAGAGGAGGUCUCGAGUUGGGGGGUUUAUUCGUGCACUAUGUGUCGUUACUAUGUCCAUAUCAUGUGUGCCGUCACAGAAAGGCAGAGCUUCGAAUCAGUUUUGCUUGGAGAAGCUUUUGGAGAUGGUCGAAUUCCAGGCUUAGUUCAUUUUCCGGUUCCCGAUGAAUACACAAGUAUUGUCCGACACAUAACCAAAAAUACCCCCACCACAAGUGAUGUUAAACUUCAGCACAGACAUCCACUAACCCUGCACCAUGACUAUCCCAUCUACAAAGAAGCCGAUGACGAAGUUGAUCGGCCCCCAACCUGCAACGCGUGCGUCCAAUUUAUCUCACCUCCAUUCUACUCGUGCUCUUGGUGCCCGAAACUCUUCCUCCACGACAGCUGCGCGCGUCUCCCUUCGGUGCUGCGCCAGAACCCCAUCGCCAUUCCGCUCGAUCUCAUCGACUUAAAGACUAUCGAAUCAACCACGUGUUGUAACCGCAACACAAAUGCAUUCACCUUUCGCCGCCACAGCACCAACAUGGACGUCAUGUGCGCCCUGAUGCCGACCUCAAUCACGCACGCCGCGCACGCUAAGACACACGUGCUCCGCUCCUCCGCAUCCGGCGAUCUGGAAGCGUGUCGCUGCUGCGGCGGACUCCUGAGCGGCGUCUCCUACAAAUGCGGGACGUGCCGCAAUUUCAGCAUUCACGGCACGUGCGCACGGCUGCCCGCCACAGUCCGCCACGUGUGCGACCCGCAUCCUCUGAAGCUCGUCACGGCCCCACCUCCUCGCAGACAGCCGCAGACAAAUACCAUCUACUGCGACGCCUGCGAGAGGGGCCUUGACGACGCGCGGUGGCACUAUGGGUGCGCGGAGUGCAAGCAGGCGUUCCACGUGGAAUGCGUGCCGUGCUUGGAUAAGCUAUCUUUGGUCAAGUACGAGAUGGUAGAGGUGUCUGAGAGAUGUCAUGAAUGCCCUCUCACUCUCGUCCGCGUGCACAUGGUCUGUGGCCGUCAGUGUGGGGUAUGUAGGAAAGGGUACCUUGGGCAUCGUGAUAGUACGGCGUUCGCGUGCUUCAAAUGCUAUUUUAGCAUCCAUGUUAGUUGUGCCUUUACUUGGAAAAUAGAAGCUAUUAUUUCAAGGAUAAACUGCCUCUAAAAUCAUCAGCUUUCACAAAAGGCUGGUAUUUCCCGUGAACUUUAAAAGUUGCACGAAAAAUCGCAAACUUUGCUCCCGUGUGCAAAUUUUUCGAGUCGGGUAUUCCGGCUAUGUAGAGUGGUGACGUGUGUAAUUGUCUGACGUGGAUAAUGAUGUGGACGCUGAUGUGUGCAAUGACAUGGAAUUUAAAUUUUAUAAAUUUGAAAUCAUAUUUUAAAUAGCAAAA
Messenger RNA from Salvia hispanica, 2038 nucleotides. RefSeq lists its product as uncharacterized. Lineage: Eukaryota; Viridiplantae; Streptophyta; Magnoliopsida; Lamiales; Lamiaceae. The record is from RefSeq and is a predicted model, not a curated record.